Messenger RNA from Fonsecaea nubica, 1656 nucleotides. RefSeq lists its product as hypothetical. The transcript has 3 exons. The record is from RefSeq and is a predicted model, not a curated record. NCBI's taxonomy places the organism in Eukaryota, Fungi, Ascomycota, Eurotiomycetes, Chaetothyriales, Herpotrichiellaceae. Gene Ontology annotation, cellular component: membrane. Bases 1 to 1656 code for a protein of 551 amino acids.
AUGAGGAGUGCAAUGCGGCAAGACGGUGGGCGUCAGGGGAAACAGCCAGAACAACUCACAGAGUCAAGCUCGGGAGACAUUGACGAUGCCUCUGUGCAGCACCAGGCAUACCACGAAACCGCAGACGCCAACAACAGCCUCUGUCCCGAUUAUGCUCUUCAUUGCACCACCGUCCGGAGAUUUCCCAGUCUCAACAGGAGCAUUGACAGGACGGAGCAGUCUAGCAGCACGCUGGCAGAGAAAGAACAGGGAAAUGGCCAUGAUUCAAAAGAUCUAGAGGAGACGUACAGCCUUCACGCUCCCGAUGCUGUCGGCUUCUUCAAUCCUUCUCUUUCUCAGAUUCGAAGUGCUGUGUUCCUGAAGUAUUCAUGGACCCUCGCCCUACUUUGCGUUUUUGUACUUGGAGUCCUUUCCAUAUACUGGGGAGUCCUGUUCAGAGUACGCGAGAAUCUCCGCUCUGCCACCAUCGCCGUGGUUGACUUUGACGCAACUUCACCUCCAUACGAGACCGUCGAGCCGAUUGUCGGACGUUUUGUUCAAGCUGCCAUCAUCCACGAGCGUGCCUCUCAGAGAUAUCCGCUGGGCUACGAGAUCCUGGACCCUAUCACAUUCAGGCACGACCCUGUCGCAGUCCGUUUGGCAGUCCAUGAAGAGAAAUACUGGGGAGCGAUUAUCGUUAACAACAAUGCUACGGCGCUCUUGCGACUCGCGGUGGAAAAUGGAAACGUGUCCUACGACCCGUUUGGUGCAGGACAGAUUGUGGUCAACCAAGCUAGAGAUAUCGAAUCCUACAACCAGUACAUUACCCCCGUGCUGGUUCGACUUGCAUCGGAUAUCAGCUUUGCUUUUGGUCGCGAGUGGACGCGGUCUGUGCUCACAAACGAUACUCUCGCACAGAGCGUCUACAGCAAUGCCCCCCAAGCUUUAUCUCCUGGAAUUGGCUUCAGCAUAUUCAACUUGCGACCUUUCGAUCCUCCAACGGCAAUCCCCGCUGUCAGCAUUGGCCUCAUUUACCUCAUCAUCAUAGCCUUCUUCUCGUUCGGCUUCUUCGUGCCCAUGCACAUGAGAUUUGUUCAGCAGGAUCCCUCCAAUCCCCAUCCACCGCUGAAGUUCACUCAUUUGAUCGUCUGGCGCUACAUCUCUACAAUCAUUGCCUACUUCCUCCUCUCGUUCUGCUAUAGUCUUGUGAGCCUGGCAUUUCAAAUCCCGUUUUCGCGGAGGCCGCCACAUGGUCACAGCGACUGGCUCCAGACCGACGUGGCGAACAACGCAGAUCAUUUCGGGCACGCCACUUUCGUCGUUUAUUGGAUGUUGAAUUGGUUAGGCAUGUCUGCUUUGGGUCUGGCUUGCGAGAACGUUGCGAUGGUAGUUGGUCAACCGUGGACAGCUCUGUCGCUGAUAUUCUGGGUCAUCACCAACGUAUCAACAGGGUUUUACGCAUUGGAACUGGCACCGGGGUUCUUCAAAUGGGGAUAUGCAUGGCCAUUGAGGCAGGUCGUAUAUGCGAGUCGGACGCUGUUGUUCGACACCCGCGAUCGACUUGGGUUGAACUUUGGUAUUCUGGCUGCCUGGGUUGGUAUUGGGACAGUCCUGUUUCCAAUUUGCUGUUGGAUUAUGAGAUGGAAAAGCAUGAAGGCCAAAAGGAAUCUGGGUUGA